AACUCGUCCGCACUCACGCAUUGCCCGCUGAACUGCAUUUGCUCAUGGAGCAGCCUCUCCACGACGAGUAUGCCGCCCAGAGCACCAAGCAGCAGCACCGACAGCUGACAGCACAUCAGGAGACUGAGGUGCACUUCCAGAAAUGCUACGGCGUCAUGGGCGAGCUGUUUGAGGCUCACAACUACUUGAGGGACUUGGUGCCGGCGACCGGCUUCAAGUUUCUGGACCUCGGCUGCGCUCCUGGAGGUUUCAGCUCCUACUUGCUGGAGGACCCGAGGUGUCAUCUGGGCUUCGGGGUGACCUUGCCCUCCACAUUGGGCGGCUUCCCCAUGCGCCUGAGAUCUCCCAACUUUCUGCUGCAGCAAGGGGAUUUGUUCGAGCUUGGCCCGGCCGACCUGGUCGCGAAGGAGGUGCACAUUUGUAUUUGUGAUGCGCAGUACAUGCGGAACGAGGUCGCCUGGGACGAGCGGUACACUGGAGUCCGAUGUCGAAGCAAGCAGCACGGGGUUUGGGCGCUGCUGUUGAAGCAGUUUUGGCUUGGACUCAGCAGGCUGGCCGCCGGGGGCAUGCUGAUCUUCCGCUUCGGCUGGCGCGACGGGCCCCCGGAGGACUUGGCCACCGUCUGGUACAAGAAGUGCACCUUGCGGCUCUUCUCCUUGCUCCAGGACCUCUUUACGCAGGUCAAGGACGUGAAGUCGGAUUACUUCAACGCGCUGCAGAGCUCCUUCUACGUCUGCUGCUCCGGCUUCGACAGGAGGCGAUUCGAGGAUCGGGAGGUGGCGAAGCUUUUCGGCAACACCUUCAAUUACCUCGUCACCACCAGGAUCAGCGAUGCCAACCAGCUGGAGGUGUUGCAGCAGGUGGACAGCAUCCGCAGCGCGGAGGUGGAUGAGCAGAUCUCCCAGAUGCUGGAUCGCAUCGAGAAGCUGCGGCUCAUCCACGAGCAGAGCCGGCGCUGGCACCAGAAGUGCGAGAGCUCCAGGAUGGGCUACGGCGGCUUUGAGACGCCAAAGCAGGCGGAGGCUGUGGAGCGGCCGAAGGAGCCGAAGGAUCGCACGCGCCAGAUCGUGGCAGAGCUCCUCAAGAAGAACGCCGCCAAGACUCGGUGAGCGUUCCCUCCGCGCCCCGUUCCGUCCCAAACCGCAGUUCCGCUCGCGGCUGGAGCGGCUGGAGCGGUUUCGGCCUGUUUUUUCGCGUCCGGCGGAAGGCGUGUGAAUUCUACGGUGAACGCGAACCGUCAGCACAGUCGCCGUAAGGUGAUUUGAAUUGCUUUGGAGGUGGUUUCCUACUGAACAACGGGGAUAAAUCCCACAUCGGGCGCA
Effrenium voratum is the source of this 1322-nucleotide messenger RNA. The record is from the annotation of a GenBank genome assembly. Lineage: Eukaryota; Dinophyceae; Suessiales; Symbiodiniaceae.